Lepus europaeus (European hare) is the source of this 1716-nucleotide messenger RNA. RefSeq names its product TNF alpha induced protein 8 (gene TNFAIP8). Gene Ontology annotation, biological process: regulation of apoptotic process. Gene Ontology annotation, cellular component: cytoplasm. Gene Ontology annotation, molecular function: cysteine-type endopeptidase inhibitor activity involved in apoptotic process. Bases 69 to 740 code for a protein of 223 amino acids. Lineage: Eukaryota; Metazoa; Chordata; Mammalia; Lagomorpha; Leporidae. The transcript has 2 exons. The record is from RefSeq and is a predicted model, not a curated record.
GUGGGCCUCUGGCAGGCAGGCCUGUGUUCGCGGGACACAAGCGCAGGCAGCACCCAGCCCAUCCCUGCAUGAAUGGUCGCAACCCCCGAUGCGCCGGGGAUUUUGGCCCAAGGACCUCGCGGAGCAGGGCUGCAGAGGCCCUCCGCCCGCGCGGGGAGAGCAUGCUGAAGCUGGUGGCCACAGAUGUCUUCAAUUCCAAAAACCUGGCCGUUCAGGCGCAAAAGAAGAUCUUGGGGAAGAUGGUGUCCAAAUCCAUCGCCACCACCUUGAUAGAUGACACAAGCAGCGAGGUGCUGGACGAGCUGUACAGGGUGACCCGGGAGUACACCCAGAGCAAGAAGGAGGCCGAGAAGAUCAUCAAGGACCUCAUCAAGACCGUCAUCAAGCUGGCCAUUCUCUACAGGAAUAACCAGUUUAACCAGGACGAGCUGGCCCUCAUGGAGAAGUUCAAGAAGAAGGUCCACCAGCUGGCCAUGACGGUGGUCAGCUUCCACCAGGUGGACUACACCUUCGACCGGAACGUGCUGUCCAGGCUGCUGAACGAGUGCAGAGAGCUGCUGCACCAGAUCAUCCAGCGUCACCUCACCGCCAAGUCGCACGGACGGGUUAAUAAUGUCUUUGACCAUUUCUCAGACUGCGAUUUCUUGGCUGCCUUGUAUAAUCCUUUCGGAAACUUCAAACCCCACUUACAGAAACUUUGUGAUGGCAUCAACAAGAUGUUGGACGAAGAGAACAUCUGAGCGCGUGAGUGAUUUGUCUAAAGACGGAGCACUGCUGAUUUAUGAAGGAAAAGGCAAUUCUUUGAAGAUGACACAUAUUUCAGAAAGACUCCCAAUUCAGUUUUCCGACGUUAAUGCUAGUGCUUUUAUGAGGCUUGUUUUAUUUAAUAAGAAGCUUACUUCCAACAAUUCUGGUUAAAAGUUUCGUAAUGAAUAACAGAUACAGGAAAGAUGUGCGGUUGGUAGCAAAGGUAGUUACACAGACAGGGGAGACUGUGUAUAUGGAUCCAAACCUUCAGACAUUUUUCUGGAAAUUGUGUUGGUGGCACAUUGGAUAUUUUCAGCAUGUACAAAGUUACGUGAUUUGAUUCAUUUUUAUUCCUUACAAUGUUCUCCUUUUUAGAAGCCAAGAAUUUUCUCUUGCUGGCAUUGCUCCAUUUUCUAGUCUACCCUGGCUCUUUGAGUAAAGAUGGUGUCAUUGACUUUCAGGAAUUAAGGCUGAGGCAGUCCAAGUGAACCUUCAGAAGAACAGAACACUGCUUGUGUGAAGUCAGUACUGUGGAAAUGAACUAUGUUAGACUUCAUGAUAAAGCCCAGGAUAAGAAUUUGCUUCUGGAACUGAAUCCUGCUUUUUUGAUGCAACACGGUGAUUCUUAAAUUCCCAGAAAUAUAAUGGCACGUCUCGGCCUUGAAAUGCUUACUUAGGGCUUAACUUUCGAUUUAUCUUGAAAAUGUGCUGAUGAAAUCUCCACGUGUGACAUCUAAGUUUAACAUGUAAGAGACAAAGAAAAAAAUCUGGAUUGGUCAAUUUAAAAAAUGGCAUUAAGGAAGAUUUUUUAAAUCUUCAUUUUGGAGAUGAGCCCAUCAACGUAAUUGAGGGGGUGGGGGUGCAGAAGGGAACAAAGGAUCUUCCUGAAGAACGUGACCAUGCAGAUGAAUGCAAUAUAAUGUCUAAGAAGGUCUGAUAAAAUAAAGAAUGUCACUUUUUUAUUUAAUU